This is a messenger RNA of Temnothorax curvispinosus, 952 nucleotides long. RefSeq lists its product as uncharacterized. The transcript is spliced from 2 exons. NCBI's taxonomy places the organism in Eukaryota, Metazoa, Arthropoda, Insecta, Hymenoptera, Formicidae. The annotation marks the transcript as partial. The record is from RefSeq and is a predicted model, not a curated record.
AGAAAACAUCACACGUUGCUCCAUGUAGAUUCCGACUCUUCCUCGAAACCCGCAGAGGUCACGGCGUCAACCGACACGCCGAAACAAAGUGAAACGCCCAGUAGCGAAUGUUUACGGCUGAAGAGAAUUCGAAUGCCAACUUCGGUUUCGGCCGUCGGGUGUGUAACUGCCGGGACGUAUCGAUAUGCCGCGCGAAUAACGAUCUCGCCGAAAGGUAAACAGACUCCGGCAUUCUCGACGACCGCAUUAAUUUUGAAAUCGCUAACGGCAUACGCGCCAAAACGUUUGCCGCUCAAGGCGACGUUGGCUCAUCUCGAGGAUCUCCCAUGGGCUGACCACGACCCCAUGAGCGCAGAUCCCAUUAGCAUUAUAGUGGGCGCGGAAUUGUAUAGCGCUCUCAUUAAAGACGGAAUUCGAAAAGGGGCGGUGGGACAGCCUAUCGCUCAAAAUUCGAUAUUGGGAUGGGUAAUAUCGGGACCUAUCACUUCUAGUCAGGUGGCCUCACAUGCCAUCUCGGUUGACUCGUCACACGAUCGACCUUCGUAUACUGUGAAUGCUCAUCACAGUCUCAAUUCCUUGUCGCUCGAUCAGGAACUCCGACGGUUUUGGGAGGUCGAAGAGAUUCCGCGAAAGAUGACUCUCACUCCCGAGGACGAAAAAUGCGAAGAGCAUUUUCGCCUCACUCAUUCGCGCUGUCCUGACGGACGCUAUAUUGUACGUCUUCCAUUUAAGGAAGGCCCUCCGAUCGAAAUCGGACCUUCUCGCGCUAUCGCCGAGAAAUAUCUUAACGGGUUAAUUCGGAGAUUCGAUGCUCAUCCUGCGCAACGGGACGAGUAUUCCGAAUUUCUUCGCGAAUAUGAAGCUCUCGGGCACAUGAGGGAAGUGCCCGCUUCCGACUCCAAUGAUACGCAAUGCGUUUUCAUUCCGCAUCAUCCCGUUAUCCGGGAAGACA